AAUUGUAUGAUAUAUUCGUUGUUCAUAAAUUAAAAAUGUUUUAUAAAUAAUUAUUUUUUAUAUUAUUAUGUUAUUAUAACUAUUUUUUUCUAAAUCAAAAUGGAUAAAUACGUCAAUAUGUAGUUUAAAAAUUUUGCUGCAACCUAACCUCUUUGAGAAAUUUGUUUAUUUUCAACAAUAUCAAGAUCUUCGUAAAAUCUUUGUACUAUCUCAAAAUUUAAUAAAAAAUUUAAAAAUUAUAUCAUUACAUAACAAGUUUUUGUAAAAAAUUGGAGAAUAUAAAUUUGUUCUCCAUCACAAAGAGUUGACACAUAUAUUACAUAACACAUAUUUUACAUAAACGAUGCAUCAUAAACAUUAUCACAUCCGAUUGUUUCUAUUUGAUUAUUCAAAUGCUCUCACAUCGUCUAGUUCGACUAGACGUAUAUGCUGUGUAGACUAUACGUGAAUUAUAAUCACCGAUCAGGUGUAAAACGUUAUAUUAAAAAGUAGUGAAUUUCAAACGUUUAUCGAUAACGUUCGUCCAUUGUUAAAAAGCAACCACGCUUUAUCUAUACAAUACCUAGCACAGUCUGAUUCUCGGAUUUUCAUAACGACUGUAUAAUAACAGUCAGUUUUAUUUAGUGAUCAUGGAACAAAUGAUUGCUUUGAGUACACAAAAUCCAUUAACUUUAUUAGUAAAGUUUGGAAUGAUGGCUUGGAAUGAUACCUGUGGCAAUGAAAAUUGCUCCGGACAUGGAGAAUGUCAUAAUGGUACUUGUUUAUGUGAGAUUCAAUUUGAUGGAUUAGAAUGUCAUGUUCCAAAUUUAAGUUAUUAUAUUGCAUUUGCCACAAUAUUUUUUAUGUUGGCAUUUGUCUGUUUAAUACAACUUAUUAUGUGUAUUAUCGCAGAAUGGCAAAAAAUGAAAGCACCAUCUUUUCUUAGAGCUUGUAGAGUUACAACACAAAAAGUUUUAUAUUUUAUUGUGUUUCUUGCAUCAUUGAUAAGAGGAGCAUAUUUUACAUCACCAACUGCAUUUAAAGAAGGAUGGUCUAGAAGUUUAUUAUCUGCAUAUUAUCCACUUGUUUUGAGUGGAUCCUCUUUAAUUGUUUGUUUUUGGGCUGAAGUAUUUCACUUGAGAAAUAUGUCAUGGGACAAACCACAAUUUCUUUCAAAAUCAUUCAUAGGUUUUGCUGUAUUCAAUGUAUUAACAUAUUCUCUACUUCUAGCAGAGUUUAUUAUCACUCAAUUAUAUUCUGAAGAAGAUCAGAGCUCUUACACUCAUAUUUUUAAUGGCUGUUAUGCAGUACUCUUAUUUAUUGUUGUGAUUUUCUUCUUAAUUUAUGGAGUGGAAGUAUACUUCAAAAUUCGAGGUGGCUUCUUGAAUGAUUAUCAAAAUAGUACAAUUUUGAAUAAACGUAUGGUUUCUGAUUUAAAAGUUAAUGCUGAAGAACAAGUUACUGCAAAAUUGUUUGAUGCUAUUCCAAGUACAUCGCAAUUAUCUCAAGUGCAAGAACAAAUAAAUAUUUCUCAGUUACAUCAAUCUCGUGUAGGAUUAUUAUCACAAGCUAUCAUGCUAUUUUUUAUUGUUGGAUUUUUAUGUAGUGAAACACUUAGUGAAUUUUGGAAAGCAAAAGUUCCUAUAUAUAGUAGGAAUUGGCAUGAUGUUGUUUUCCGUAUUAUUGAAGUAGGCGUAAUAUUAUGGUUUCCAUGUGUGUUAUGGAAUUGUUUUAGUCCAGAACAAUUAUGGAUUCUAAAUCCGAAACGUCUUUUAAAGCGAUUAGAUCACUCUAAGUAUAUAAAAGAAAUAGAAUUACAAGAUAAAGGUGGAGAACAAGAGACUGCACUUUUCUCAGAUGGAACGUCAAUUAGUAGUAAAGAUUGUUGGAUUUGUUAUGAUAGUGAAAGACAAGAUGCUGGACCAUUAAUACAACCUUGUCAAUGUAGAGGUGAUGUGAGUGCAGUUCACCAUAAUUGUUUGCGUCGAUGGUUGGUCGAGAGUUCUAUAAAUGCUGAUAGUCUUAGUUGUAAAGUAUGUGGUACAAAAUAUAAUGUUGAACAUGCAAGUAAAUUGGAUUGGCAAAAUGGUAUAACUUCGCGUCAUUGCUUGCAAACUAUUGCUAUUGUCACGACAAUGUGUGGAUCAUCAGCUGCUGCUUGGACUCUUAUUCAAUUAGUAGAAGGCCCAAUUAUUAGAAUGCUUGCAGCUGGUACUGCAUUAUUGGUUAUGUAUGUUUGUAUAAGGUUUUUAAGUUUAAACACAGUUGUAGCAUAUCAGCGUGCCAAAAUUUCAUCUUUAAAUAUUAUUAGUUCUGAUAAUAAUGGAAAUGCACAUGUAUCAACUAUUAGUCAUACAGUUUGUGUAGACUUGGCAAAAUCUGAAACAGCUACGAUAUAAUUGAUAUUUGACUUAUUGACUUGUAUUAAUGAUAUAACAUUUAUUUCAUCUUUAUUUAUAAAAAAAAUUAAGAAAGUUAGAACAAAAAUGUUUAUUGGAAUGUUAAAAGUGUAAAAUUGUAUAUGUAUGAUUUUUUUUACAAUUUUCCAUAUAAUUUUUGAAGUUAAUGUUACUAUUUAACAAAUUAUGGAAAAUCAUGUAAUAAUUUUCUUUAUUUUUAUAAUCAGAUCAAAUUUUCUUACGUUUUCGACUAUCUAUCAAGUUAUCUCAAAAUUAAAAUAUUU
Messenger RNA from Apis laboriosa (Himalayan honeybee), 2662 nucleotides. RefSeq lists its product as uncharacterized. The coding region runs from base 630 to 2378 and encodes 582 amino acids. Gene Ontology annotation, molecular function: zinc ion binding. Lineage: Eukaryota; Metazoa; Arthropoda; Insecta; Hymenoptera; Apidae. The record is from RefSeq and is a predicted model, not a curated record. The transcript has 10 exons.